AUGUGGAUGGUGUACGAUCAAGUGUUGUUCAUCUGGUUGUUUCUAAUGAUCUCUCUGACGGUGCUUCCGCGAUUACUUUUUUGCAAACGCUCACAUGAAGUUUGGGUCCACAAGCACUUCACUAUUGUCAUGGAAGCGCAUGUGCGACAACUUUGCACAGAGCUCAAAACUUCAAAGAAACUUAACAAAUAUGUAUCUAAAUUUGUUAUUCGCAUCAAAUUAAUUGUUGAUUCCUUUCUCUUAGUAGGAGACUACAUCUCUGAAGAAGAUGAGAUCGAUGCCAUCCUUGAUGGACUUUUGAAGGAAUAUAAUUCUAUUAUGAUGCAAGUUUAUGAUAAAUCGGAACCUCCUACAAUCUAUGACAUUAAAGAAUUGCUUUAUGUCCUGGAAGCCCAACUAGAUAAUUUUCAGCAAGAACUCUCUGUAUCCAAUACUUCUUCAAAUCUUGCUCAACAUGCAUCUGGUGAUUGGUCGCGGUAA
This is a messenger RNA of Vicia faba (fava bean), 480 nucleotides long. Lineage: Eukaryota; Viridiplantae; Streptophyta; Magnoliopsida; Fabales; Fabaceae. The record is from the annotation of a GenBank genome assembly.